Messenger RNA from Actinia tenebrosa (Australian red waratah sea anemone), 2826 nucleotides. RefSeq lists its product as uncharacterized. The record is from RefSeq and is a predicted model, not a curated record. NCBI's taxonomy places the organism in Eukaryota, Metazoa, Cnidaria, Anthozoa, Actiniaria, Actiniidae. Gene Ontology annotation, molecular function: protein binding.
UGCCGUUUAUGGUAGAAGAAUGGGACGGAAAAGCCAGCCUCUCCCCUCACCAUUUGUCUUACUUGAUCAGCAUUUUACUGCCUAAACGACUGGUAACUUUAGAUCGAGACAUCAACCUCGAAUCACAGCUUAAAUCAUAUUGUAAGGAGAAACAUAUAACAAAUGCUGUACCGGUGGGCAGUUCAACAGAGGGGCUCAAUAUUCCACAUUCCAUGUCAAUCGAAUUCAAUUCACAACUUGGCACCCAUGCAGACGCAGAUAUCUUGUUUGUCGAGAAGGAGUUCYAGAUAUCCACCUCAGAUCCAAUCCAGGGUUCAAAUAUCCAAGCGACAUUGGAAUCUGGAGACGUUCACCCAGGUUACACCAGAGUGUGUUUACACAAGUGCACCGAGGACCUCAGAGAUGUCAUUACUCUGAAUGAUAAAAAGUACCUGAGCGGGCAGAGGAUUCAGAAUAGAAUGCACAAGAAAGUCGUCAGCAGUGGCCCUGAAGACGACAUAAAAUCUAUAUUGAUUCAUGGUCCAGCAGUGUCGGUAGAGUACUCGACCAUCUUAAAUGCUGAAAAUAUACAAACCUAUGGUCUUAGGAUUGACCUUGACAUGGUUCUCGCUGUUCAAGUUAACGAAUGGCCCUCGGAGGCAAUUGAAUGGGUGGAAAGAGCGAAACAAGGCGAAUGGCUUGAAAAUGACUUGGUGGAAGCCAUUGUUACAGWAGGAUGUCAUGUCGUGCCAGUUGCGCACAAGCAAAGCCUUAAUCCAGAUGUAGAAUGGAGAAUUUCUUUUGCAACUACAGAAAAACGAAUAGCAAAAAGUGCUGUAACUGAUGCUCAACGGCAGUGUUAUAUCUACUUCAAAAUACUCCGCAACCUUUGUUUGAAAGAUUUGGAUGUGCUUUCCUCGUACUGUUUGAAGACAGUCUUCUUCUAUGCAUGUGAGGCUAUUCCAAAGUCUUACUGGGAGGCCCAUAUUGGACAGUGCUUGCUAUACUUGAUUGAUAGUUUGAUAAGUUGUGUUAAACAGAGAAACAUCCCAAGUUUUUUCAUACCAAAGAAUAAUCUUGUGGAUCACGUACCAGACGAAAAAUGGCAAGAAGUGGAAGCAAGACUCCUUGAAAUAAGGAAAGAUCCUAUAACACCAAUUUUGAAUUUUACAGACACAAAUGCUAUUAGCAAUAUUGAGAUUCCAUUUGUAUUUCGUACAAAUAUUGCGUACGUCUUGGAAGACAUGAAAAAGUUCAAAGUGCACAGAGACAUUAGAAAAUCCGCAUUCGAUGCGUUUUUCACAACGUCGUUCAGAAUGAGUUUGCUUCUCUUAAACCAAGGCAAACCAAAAGAUGCUGUUCAGAUUUUAAUGGAUUCUUAUCCGAUGAUAAACAGAUACCUUGGUCCGAUGCCUCUCAUUCACUAUCUAAACGAAGCGUCAAUUGCAAUCCAAGAUGGGCGGCUUUUUCUCCUUUUGAUUCAAGAACUCCUCGGAAUGGCCGACCAACAUCCAGCGUGUAAGCAUUUCUAUGAAAAUCUGCCUUGUGCGUACCAUGCAGCUUCACACACCUAUCCAGAUGAAUCGCCCGAGAGAAAUGAAUAUCUACAGAAGGCAGAGCAAAUUAUACAGGAAGAAAUCGGAGCCCAGGGUUUAAGUUCUUGCGGAAUUCAUGUCACGCAUGCUACCAUUCUUAUGACACAAAAAAGAUACAAGGAAGUCAUGCGAAUUCUUGAAACCGUGGUAGACGAAGCGGAUAAAGAUACAAAGGAAGAAAUCCAAAGUGAUGUAACAGAAUUUGGAUACAGUGAACAAAUAUGUCUUGAUUCAGAUUUACAGUUAGAAAUAACGACACAUAUGAAAAUAGAAGCGCCGUCGCUUAUCUUUGUGUUUUAUUUCCUGAUAAAAUGUUUAGUGCAAGAAGAUGAAAUAACGAAACUAAAGAGCGUUUUCGAAGAAUAUCAAAAGGUGUGUGAGCUGUGUGAAGACGUCAAUGGAUAUAAACUUCUCGGCUAUAGCCAUUUUCAAGCAGGAGAGAAGCAAAAGGCAAAGGACGCCUUCGUUGCAGCUUUGCAGAAGAUGCCAGGAAGCAAACUACUUAUAGCAAACAUUGAAAAGUGUUCAAGCACAUAACUUUGCCUCUAAAGAAAUACCUUUGCAUAAGAUUAUCAAAACAGGGCCAAGUGUUAUAGGACAUAAAUAAGCUCUUACAAGAACAAAGUGGUUUGCGGUGGCGGCAUGGUCUGCGUAAAUAUCCGUUAAACAUUUUUGAUUGAAUAUUUUUCAGACAAUAGGUGCUUAAACCUUAAGCUGAUCGCGGGCGAUAGGAUAAUAAAUAAUUGUGUUUUUUUUUCGAGAAUGCAUGCAAUUCAAAUAGUGAAUAUUUUUAAGUUACCUUGAUUUCCUGUUAUUCUGCUCGAUUUUAAGUUAUUGUGUCAUUUUGCCCUGCUACUAAAGUUGAAAAACAAUAACUGACCUUGUGAACCAAACUGACUGGACCGUUUUAGCGCGGUACAACUGUUAGUUUUAACGGUCUGCUUAAUCAUGAAAAAAAUGGCACUUGAGCUGAUAAAUAUAUUUUUAGCAAUUUUGCUUGGUUAUUACGGUUUGAAUUAUUUGUACAAAUUUAUUUCAGAAAAAGGUUGUCGCAAAACGGUUUUGAAUUUACUGCGUGCAUAAAAACAAAAUGCUUGAUUCAGUUUCUUUUGAACUCGUAUUUACACAUGGAUAACUACUUAUGCAUAUUGAUUCCCAAGGUAAAGGUGAUUAGUUGCGGUAAAUGCGCGCCUGUAAUUAAUAUCUAAUCAUUUCGAUGUUUCGAGCAAAGUAAGACUAAAAAUUAUAACAA